Columba livia (rock pigeon) is the source of this 4637-nucleotide messenger RNA. RefSeq names its product Wnt ligand secretion mediator (gene WLS). The transcript has 12 exons. Gene Ontology annotation, cellular component: endomembrane system; organelle membrane. Gene Ontology annotation, molecular function: Wnt-protein binding. NCBI's taxonomy places the organism in Eukaryota, Metazoa, Chordata, Aves, Columbiformes, Columbidae. Bases 189 to 1814 code for a protein of 541 amino acids. The record is from RefSeq and is a predicted model, not a curated record. Gene Ontology annotation, biological process: Wnt protein secretion; Wnt signaling pathway; intracellular protein transport.
UCCUUUAAAGCGGCCACAUGCAGCCGAGCGGCGGCCACAAUCACGGCUGGAAGCGGCGGGGAGUGGGGAGCCGGCUCCGGGCUGGCCCGGGCAAUCAGUGCGGAGCCUCGUCCGCCCCAUCCCCGCGGCCCCGGCCCCUUCCCCGCCUCGGGGUGGGGGAGCGGGGGGGGGCUUAGAAGCAGGCGAAGAUGGCUGGGGCCAUCAUCGAGAACAUGAGCACCAAAAAGCUGUGUAUCGUCGGGGGAAUUUUGCUGGUUUUCCAAGUCAUCGCCUUUCUAGUGGGAGGUCUGAUCGCUCCCAGCCCCACCACAGCUGUUCCCUACAUGUCGGUGAAGUGCAUUGAUGUGAGAAAAAACCACCACAAAACCAAGUGGCUGAUGCCCUGGGGACCCAACCACUGCGAGAAGCUCAAGGACUUUGAUGAGGCAGUGAGCAGGCAGAUCGAAGCCAAUGACAUCGUCUUUGCUGUGCACGUCCCCCUCCCCAGCAAGGAGAUGAGCCCCUGGUUCCAGUUCAUGCUGUUCAUCAUGCAGCUGGACAUCGCCUACAAGAUGGACAACGACCUCAAAGAGAACGCAGAAAUUACCCUGGAUGUGUCAUUAGCGUAUCGUGAUGACAUGUCUGAUGAUUGGGAAGAAAUAGCCCAUGCAAUAGAGAUCAGGAAGCUGAAAUGCACCUUUGGCUCACCAAAAACUCUGGAAUCUGAAGGCCGUCACUAUGACUGUGACUUCCUUCCCUUCAUGGAGAUCGGCAGCGUGGCUCACAAAUACUACCUCAUCAACAUCCGCCUGCCUGUGAACGAGAGGAAGGGCAUCAACGUGGGCAUUGGGGAAAUCAAGGAUAUCCGCCUUGUGGGCAUCCAUCAAAAUGGAGGCUUUACGAAAGUGUGGUUUGCCAUGAAGACCUUCCUCACCCCCAGCAUUUUGAUUAUCAUGAUCUGGUACUGGAGACGGAUCACGCUGAUGACACGCGCUCCUGUCCUGCUGGAGAAGGUCAUCUUUGCUCUGGGAAUUUCCAUGACAUUCAUUAACAUCCCUGUGGAGUGGUUUUCCAUCGGAUUUGACUGGACUUGGAUGUUGCUAUUUGGAGAUAUUCGACAAGGCAUCUUCUAUGCCAUGCUUCUGUCAUUUUGGAUCAUCUUCUGUGGAGAGCACAUGAUGGAUCAGAACGAGCGGAAUCGUCUCUCAGGGUACUGGAAGCAGGUUGGACCCAUAGCUGUUGGCUCCUUCUGCCUCUUCAUCUUUGACAUGUGUGAGAGGGGGGUGCAGCUGAAGAACCCCUUCUACAGCAUCUGGACCACUGAAGUUGGCACGGAGCUGGCUAUGGCCUUUAUUAUCGUCGCAGGAAUCUGCUUGUGUCUCUAUUUUCUCUUCCUGUGUUUUAUGGUCUUCCAAGUGUUCAGAAACAUCAGUGGGAAGCAGUCAAGCCUCCCAGCCAUGAGCAAGGCUCGUCGCCUUCAUUACGAGGGACUGAUUUUUAGGUUCAAGUUCCUGAUGCUCAUCACCCUGGCUUGUGCAGCAAUGACCGUCAUCUUCUUCAUUGUCAGCCAGGUGACCGAGGGCCACUGGAAGUGGGGGGACAUCACAAUCCAGGUGAACAGCGCCUUCUUCACUGGCAUCUACGGCAUGUGGAACCUCUACGUCUUUGCCCUGAUGUUCCUGUAUGCACCGUCACACAAGAAUUAUGGGGAAGACCAGUCGAAUGGUGACCUGGGAGUCAACAGUGGGGAAGAGCUGCAGCUGACCACCACCAUCACCCACGUGGACGGCCCCACCGAGGUCUACAAGCUGGCUCGCAAGGAGGCUCAGGAGUGACGUGGAGGAGGCUCAGCCGGGACCCAGCGUGGGGUGACAGCAGGGGACAGCACAAGGCUGCCCAGGAGGAGACCUUGCCGACUGCACUUGCUCCUCCAGCACCCCGAGUAUUGUCAUGGAGCAGUGACACCGAGCAGAACGUUUGUAAACUCUUUACUAUGGUGUAGUUAUUCCUGGGGGGGAGGGAUAUGUAUAUUGUGUUACACUCGAGCACAUAAAAACCCGCUAGAAAAAAGCAUUAAGGUUGCAAAGUCGCCCAUUUGGGGGGUCAGGAGGGGCCAGAGCUGGUGUGGGCCAGGUUUUCUUUGGCUGCCAUGUGCCUGUGCACGAGGGUGGUGCAGGAAGCUCAGUCCAUGAGCACAUAUUCAGUACUUCUCGUUUUUUUGUGUGCAACUUUAAGCAAGGUGUUGGUUAAGAUGGGAACUAACGCCUCAUUGUAAAAUCAUUUAAUUCCAUCUAUAAUUGUAUUGAACCUUGUUUGAGGUCUUUAGUACAGCCCUGCAGCAAACCUCUGUUGCUUGAAUGAAGCACAGCUGGGGAAGGGAGUAGACAGUUUGUAAUUUAUAAGAUUUUAGUAAAAGCAGCAGUGUGCUUAGUCGGUGUGUUUUACAGCUGCAUGUUAAAUGUAGGGGAAUAAAAAUCUGAGUGCCGCGUUGCGGGGGAAAGGGAUGCUCAUGUCCCAAGGUCCCGGCGGUGCCGCAGCCAGAUCCUGCCUAUUCUCAGCCCCUUUGGCUCUCUCUCCCUCUUGUCUUACUCCGUCUGACCCUUUUGUUACGGCUCAUUUUCACGCUGCCCACGUGCCAUGGGGAGAGCAGAAAGGCCGUGGGAGGGACAAUGUGUUCUCAGUGACCGGGCAAUCCCACUCCUCCUUGCAUUGCUGGGAUGGGGAACGCUUGGCAGAGCUGGAUCCUUCCAGGGAUUAUUGGGUUUGAGAACAUCCGCUUGUCCUGGCACUAACGUGGAUAUUUGCUUUUCAAAGCAAAAGCAGACGGUGAGGUUGCUCGCCCCUACACUGUGAGAUUGUUGGCAGCGUGAGGGGAAUGAGAACUGACAUGGGAUAGAGGUGUAAACUGGACCAUGCUGGGGACCAGUUGAGAGAAGUGUUAAUGAAGCAUGGCCAGAAGGGUCUUUGCUGCCCAAGGGAAACCUGGAGGAUCCAGAGAGCCUCAUUAUCUGGCACUACUAAAUGUCUCUGUUAACUGCCCAUAACACAUAACCUCCCGGUUUAGCACCUAAAAGAUAAGAAUGUGCCUCUGCUAUCUGUUGAGGAAGGGUGAGAGAUCACAGAAUCACCGAAUGUGAUUGGAAGGGACCUCGAAAGAUCAUCUGGAUGAGGGAAGAGGGGCAGCUUCCCAAGCCUCUGACAUGCAUCGCAGGUAGUGGUAGAAACACCAUCCUGAGAAAGAGAACACGAUGUCCUUGGAUUCUUAAAACUUCACAUCAGUUGUUAGAGUACUAAGGCCGCAAAAUGGAAGUAUAAUUGGGAAAUAUCAGAAGUGAGGUUACCUGUGAAACCUUAGUCCAUCUCUAGCCAAUGUAUGGAUUGUGACAGUCAAUUAAAGCCCGUUGCGUGCUGGCUUUGCCGUCACGUUCUGGUUUGCCUGUGAGUUGGGGCUCCGGUUUGCACUGGUAGGUGCUGGUCUGUCGCGAUUCCCCUCCCAGCAAACAGCUUAUCCCCGGUGCUGCCCUGUGCACCCUGCACAUCCACCCCGCUCCAUGCAAGGGUUGCGGCUCCAUUCAGCUCCAGCCACCCCAGCACCACUGCAGGCACGUUCAUAACAAAAUCCAGCACCAACUUGCUUUGCCUCUCGCUUUUCCUUCCCCGUAGGUAAUCAUGAAUCCUUUUCGUUGCUGGGAACCCCAAUUUGUGCUCCAUCAAAUGGGUCUCUGAUUGGACUGCUCUGUUUUUAAUUGGAGCUACUAUUAAAAGAAGAUAAUACUGUUCAUUGUUCUGUUCAGCCCCACUGGGAUGCGGUUUCGGAGCUGAGGAACACUGAACGCAUCGCUCCCAGUGAUGUCCCUCGUGUGCUGCUGUGUCUGAGCGUGCAAAGUCCCUUGUGGCACAGAAAAAGUGCUGAGCACCGCUCAAGGAGUUGGCUUUGGGUGAUCUUUUGGAUACUUGAACUGGAAGACUAAUCAUUUUUUAUAAGUUUAGUUUGGUUUUGUAAAAUGGGAUGAUAAUACCCCUGUACUGAAAUGAAAUGUAGUUUAAAAGAAAAAAAAAAAAAGGCAAAAUGAAAAAAAGGAGUGUGCACACUUACUGUAUGUGGAAUAAGUGCUGGGACUGUACCUUCAACAUGUAAGCAGUUAACAUAAGGAAAACAAAUACUAGUAGGUAAAGCAGUGUUCCUACUUGUGGUAGUUGUUCCCAUACAAAGUUAAUUAAAUUAAUGCAUGUCAUCAUAAUGCCAGCAUGUUCCUGGCUGAGUGCUCGACUUUGCAACUUUAAUGUGCUUUUUACAUUGGGUUCUUGUGUGAUAUUUAUGUUGUUCCGAUAGAUGUGUCCGUGGUUUCUUUUACAGCUUAGUAUAGCGUUGCAUUUUGUAAAGGCUCCUUACAAAUGGGGAACUGCAGCUUUAAAACCAAAUUUUGUGUCAAAACUAACCAUUUGUUUACGGGACGCGUGUAUGUGUGCGUGCGCGCGUGUGUGGUUUUUUAUUUCUUAAUUCCUAAGUCCUACUUAUAUGUCUGAGUAAUAGUUCCUGGGUCUUAUUAAGCUAUAUCCUUUUUUUUGUUUAGGUUGAGUUCAGUUUUUACAGAAUGCUUUAAGCAACCUGGAAAACGUGUAGUUUUGUUAAUUUAAAUAAAAUAUACAAUAUUGUG